AUGGCCACGUGGGAGGCAUAUUUAGAGGACGUACUUCGGCACAUGAAAAGAUCGAUCUCUGAAGAAGAGUUGGAAUUCCUGAUUGACGAAGAUUAUUAUCUUCCGGACCCCAAAUCGUUUCAAGAAUCUGAAGGGAUUGCUCCACCGGCGAUGAUACCGCUACCACUUGUGGAUAGCCGGAGAGCAGAUUCAAUUGAUUCACGUGUCAGUGGAAAGCAACAAGAGGUGUUAAGAACUAUCAAACCGAACGCGAAGGAAACGAGAAAAAAUCCGCCUAAUCUUCAAAAUGUAUGGUCUUUCGUUGUCCACGCGACCGUCGGAAAACGUCCGGUGCAUGCACAAAAUUCAACAAUGAAGCCCGGUUCAGCGGUCCACUUCAUCACCCAAGUGUUGGAUGAAGCCGAAAGAGUUGUACAUUUAGUGGAGAACUCUGGACAGCAGUGGAAAAUUGAACGAGAAGUGUGUUCCGUAUUACAACCUAUUGGUUCACACGUGGUGCGAAUCACACGGGGCCCGGUCCGAACUGAGUCACCUAUCGAACUUCCGUUUCAUCGCAGCCUGGUAACGGUGUAUCAUCGAGCAACAUUCAGCACAGAAGGUCAGAUUGAGGGGCAGGAACUCAAACAAACACGACACCUAUUGUGUGUUGUAGGCAACGGAGAGGAUGGAUCGUGUCCGGAUAAGAAUCUGAUACGACGUGUGCAGUUUCACCUGGUUGCCGGGAGAACACUGUUGAAUGGUAGGGAAGAUGAGGUGAGGAGAUCGGUGAAAAAGGCUAUGCAGUCCAUGCAUUCGGAAUUGAUAGUUUGUGGGAUAGAACUUUCCCCCAAAAAUGCAAAUGUUAUGAUACAGUUCGAUAUAUUCGCGAGUAGCGUAAAGAUACUGAAACGGGUCACUGAUAAACUGAGAAAAGCCGUUUACAACGGUGAAUUUCAAUUGCUUAUCGGAAAGGAUCCAUUCAAAGUUGUGGCAAAAACGCUGAAGGUGUUGUCGGGGAUCGCUAAAACCAAACAGAAGAAAAUCAAAUCGAAGACCAGCACCAAAGGGGCGCAACCGAAACCACCUCGAGCAGGAGCAGGAGCGGCAGCAGAUCGUGGAAAACGUUCUAUGCAGCCGCAUAACUCACCAAAAUCAUCUGCUGAACUGAAAAACAAGGAAAAGCAACAGCAAAUGUCUGAGUCGGUCAAACACAAUGGAGUAGUUGGUGUCAAGGCGCACGAUAUUCGGUAG
Messenger RNA from Echinostoma caproni, 1230 nucleotides. NCBI's taxonomy places the organism in Eukaryota, Metazoa, Platyhelminthes, Trematoda, Plagiorchiida, Echinostomatidae. The record is from the annotation of a GenBank genome assembly.